AUGGCCUCAGAAAAAGUAAUGAAUGAAGAAAAGCCUGAAGAGGUAGAUCAUGAUCAGUUGUUUGAAAUUGCCAUGAAAGGCCAUUGGGACGAAGUAGUCGAGGUCUAUAAGAAGAGCUCAAAGGCUCGAAUGGCCAAACUCACCAAAUCAGAAGACACGGCUCUCCACUUAGCCGUCUCAGAUGGCCUCACAGACAUUGUUGUCAAGCUAGUUGAUAGCAUUCCUGCAAAUGAAGCUUCCAAAAUCCUUGAAAUCAAGAAUGGAGGAGGCAACACCCCUCUCCAUAUUGCGGCGAUAGUUGGGAACGAGGAUAUGUGUGUGUGCAUUGCCCUCAAACAAUCGAAUCUAAUCAUAGCUCGCAAUGCAGAGAGCAAGACACCUCUCUUCUUGGCAGCCCAUCUUGGGAAGCAAGGGCCUUUUCUUUGCCUCCAUGAGGUGUGGAAAAAAGAAUCAGUAGAUUAUACACCAUGUAGAAAGAGCAAUGGAGAUACUAUUCUUCAUACUGCAAUCGAUGGGGAGUACUUCAGUAAGUGUUGUAUAUUAUUGCAGAUUUUUUUUUUUUUUUUUUGGUGGUGGGGGAGGCCGGUAUUUUAAUAAAAAUGUUAAAAGUUGUUUUUUUUUUUUUUUUUUUUUUUUUUUAAAUGUUUUUAAUACAAUUUUAUGGUUACUUGAUUUUUUUUUUUUUUUUCUUGUAUUUAUUAAUUGUGGAAGCAUUUUGUUCCAACUUCAAUAAAAGAGGUUUUUUUUAUCUCUUUGAUUGACCCUCUCAUUCCUAUAAAUGUUUCAUCAUUUUAUGUGCCAUUUUGAGUCUAACUUAGAUGCAAGACUUGGUAAGAAAAUGGUUUUCAACAAAAACCCACUAGUCCAAUGGUACAAAUUUUUUGAAAGAGGGGAGGGUUCAAGCUCGA
Cornus florida is the source of this 908-nucleotide messenger RNA. RefSeq lists its product as uncharacterized. The transcript has a single exon. Gene Ontology annotation, molecular function: protein binding. The record is from RefSeq and is a predicted model, not a curated record. The coding region runs from base 1 to 594 and encodes 197 amino acids. Lineage: Eukaryota; Viridiplantae; Streptophyta; Magnoliopsida; Cornales; Cornaceae.